ACCCAACAUUGACAUGUGUUAGGGGUGUGUGUGUGUGUGUUUAUUGUAAAGUCCCUAAACCAGUUUUACUUGCAACUCAGCUAACCACCCCUUUCUUUCUCAUCUUUUUCUUCUUGUCUCAUAGCAGCAGCACCUAUCUCAUAACCAUGGCGGUGCCCCUGUGCCCCUCACCCCUCACCCUGCCGGUCUCCACCCCUCUCAGCUGGGUGGUUCAGCUGGUCUCCUGGCUCUAUCAGGAGCACUUGGUGCUGUUCCUCCUCACAUGUUGGGAAAAGAGGGCAGUGACAAGAAGCCCCACAUGUCCGGGCCAGACUCGCACCCUACAGGACCCGAGCACCUGAGAGAGCGAGAGCCCAGCACAAGUAACUCACUGCUGCCAGAAAGUCUUAGGAACUCAGAUAAGCGACGCAACGGACCCGAGUUUCCAAAUGACACCAAGAAACGCAAGGUGGAUGACAAGGACUCCAGCCACUAUGACAGCGAUGGAGAGAAAAGCGAUGAUAAUUUAGUGGUGGAUGUCUCGAAUGAGGAUCCAGCCUCCCCUCGCGGUACACCUCUCCCAUCCCCGAGAGAGAAUGGCCUGGAUAAAGCACGUCUUCUCAAGAAAGACCCCUGUAGUCCUGCCUCAACUGCAUCAUCAGCCAGCUCCUCCUCGCUCAAGUCCAAAGAGAUGGCAAUG
Plectropomus leopardus (leopard coralgrouper) is the source of this 679-nucleotide messenger RNA. The record is from RefSeq and is a predicted model, not a curated record. Lineage: Eukaryota; Metazoa; Chordata; Actinopteri; Perciformes; Serranidae.